UCAUAAAUUGCUUAACAAACGUGAUUUUGAUUCGUCAGGAAUUUACAAAACGUGUGUGUGCAGCAUCGUAUUCCCAUAAAUGUCUUACAUGAAAUAGUCUCUUCAAGGAACGCAGUAUAAUUUGGAACUUUUUCUUGUGACCGCCGUAAUCACAAAGCCGUCGCUGUCAUUCGGUGGAUGAGACGGAAGACGAAAGAGUGCGCAAGCGGAAAGAGAGUGCUGUUCAUUUGUGAUUGCCGUAGCGUUUUUCUUGUGUUUUGUGAUUAACUGUGUUCAGUUUUAGUGGAAAGAUAUCUGAAAUCCGUAGGCCAUGAUGCUUGGAGUAGUAGUGGGGUGUUUCUUGUUGCUGAUAACAGCCGAAAGUGGUUUAGGUCAAAAUGAUACAACUACAACAACUUCAACAACUCCCCCAACGUCAGGUGGUAGUAGUUCCGUUCCAACAACGACGUUGAGUCCGCAGGAAGAAUGUAUGCAGAAUAACAAGUCUUGUGCAGAUUGUUUGAAGUUUGCGCAUUGCCUCUGGUGCUUCCAGGACAACUCGUGUAAGCAGUACCCUGUAGGUCACAUUCUACCCCGAGAAUCGGACUGCCCACUGGACCAAGCCCGCUGGGGUAUCUGCUCAGUGAACUUCAAGAUCCUGAUCAUUGCAAUGUCGUGUGUUGGAGGAGUCAUCAUCCUGCUGAUCACAUCCUGCUGUAUCUACUGCUGCUGCUGCCGGAGCGGAAAGGGCAAGAAAAGGUUUAUGGCUGAUGAGGCUAAGUAUGAGAGACAGAAGGAAGAGAGGAAGCGCAAGUCUGAGGAAAGACGUUCAGAGAGGAAAGCCAAGACUGAUGAAAUCAGAAGGAAAUACGGGAUUGAGAUCAAGGGAUUGGUGAAGGAUAACCCCUACUCCAGGUUUGAUGCCGACGCGUAAGCUGUGUGAAGCGAGGAGACAGACAUGAAGCAGUGAUCAUCUUUACCGCAUCCAGUUCUGUCACGUCGUUGGCUUGCGCUUGAAGAAAUUUUCUUUUUUUUGUCAAGUUUUUGAUUUUUUUUUUCAUUAAUAUUGUCGCUUUAUUGGGCUUUAUGGACAAUGAGAUAUUGAUAAAUACAGUCGCUCAUAUUGUUAGCUCUGUGUGAAAUGUAUGUUGGGGGAAUCAAACAUGCUGGGAUAGAGUUGUGUCCCUUCGUGUGGGUAAUCUUCAUCCAUAUCCACGUAGGGUUUCUUUCAAAUGUUCCUUAAAGUCACUACAGAAGACUGAAUCAGUGCAAGUUCAUAAUGAUUUCAAGAGGGACUUCCCUGAAGCGAGGUUUGUGCAGGCCGGGUAGAUUGGAUUUAAAUUGUGGAAUGCUAGUCUUAAUUUAAGAGGGCUGGAG
Molecule: messenger RNA, 1356 nt
Organism: Liolophura sinensis
Lineage: Eukaryota; Metazoa; Mollusca; Polyplacophora; Chitonida; Chitonidae
Product: pituitary tumor-transforming gene 1 protein-interacting protein-like
Exons: 8
Coding region: 311-913 (200 amino acids)
Biological process (GO): protein import into nucleus
Cellular component (GO): cytoplasm; nucleus
Source: RefSeq, a predicted model, not a curated record